AUGGCUUCUGCUUCAGACAGAACAAGAUCAAAGAAUAUGCUGCACUCAACAAAUACAAAACACAAACCCAAGAAGCGAGCCAGAAAGAGAGCAAUAGAUGAAAUCACCAUCCAAGAAUCACAAGAUAUGGUCACUACUUGGCAAAGGGCAGUUGAGGAUGUAAAUGAAUAUCCUGAUGCGGAUUAUGAUCGGAUGGUAGACCAACUCAACAAGAUCAAAGCCGAACGACUCGUGAGAGCAAAACUCUUGAGAGAUACCCAACGAAAACUGGUCGUCAAUUGGUUUGCUGCACAGACCGAACAAGCCAAGAAUGAUUUCCAGUCUGGGCAUGGUGAAUCUAUAGGUCGAAGCCAAAUUGGUAUUGCCAAACCUUGGGGGUCUCAAAUUGGAGAAGAAAGGAAAACAAAGUAUAGACGUGAGAAGCGAGACGAAGAGCCAGCGGUAGCGAUAUAA
Molecule: messenger RNA, 453 nt
Organism: Phycomyces blakesleeanus NRRL 1555(-)
Lineage: Eukaryota; Fungi; Mucoromycota; Mucoromycetes; Mucorales; Phycomycetaceae
Exons: 4
Coding region: 1-453 (150 amino acids)
Source: RefSeq, a predicted model, not a curated record